CAAAGAAAGGUGAACGUGUUUGUGAUUUUAGCUAUAUUUCAUUUGUAAUAUCUAUAUAAAAAAUAUCAAUAAAAUCGUGCAUUUGAGGACAUUGUGAAUUUGUACAUUUUUUGGUUUUUCUCAAAAGUAAUUGUAUUUCACUCAAGUCGAACGUCGUAAAAUAAUCGAUUAAAAAUGUCGAAAGAGUUUUGGAUAGCUCGGCGAGACGUCACCUACGAACAACUCUAUAUGUAUCUUAAACUAACUAGAUCCUUACCAGGGUUAUACCUAUUGGCACCAAGUGAUAGUCGUACUUUAGCCUUGGAUGCAUAUUGGGAUACAUGUGCUAAAAAGUUGAACGCUGUACAAGGCGGUACUGUAAAAAGUGCCACUGGUUGGUCGCAGUAUUUGCAUUAUGUGAGAUUUCGCGUAAAACAAAGGAUCACUGAAAUAACAACAGGAAAUAAAAUAAGCAGAGUCCCAGAAGAUGAUUAUAUUCCGACAUCUGAAGUGGACAGAAUGAUUAACAUAUAUUUAACUGCGAUCGAGGACGACAAUAGUGUUCCUUACGAGUUUGAUCCAACAAAAAGUCGCUUUUGGGAGACUUGUGUGUCGCAGUCGUCAGCACCGCUGAAACGUCGGCUCUCCGCGUCUGAUAUUGUUAUUCCGAAGCGCAUUAAGCAGAUGCCGGACUCUGAAGAUGCAAAGUAUGAAAAUGCUGAAGGUAACCUUUCAGCCGGCUCCGGUGCUCAGCCUAUUCCUAAGAGACGCCCGCGCCGCGUCUUUGUCCAAGCCUGCAAAACGAUUAAAUACUGUUCAAUAAAAAAACCGAUGAAGAAAAGUUCAGGUGUGGGCUUGCGCGGCCGCAAGCUUCGAUGCAUUGACGAUUCAAGUGACUUCGAUAUUGAAGUCCCGCCUAGCCUUCGUCGUUCUCAAUCAUUCACGGAUCUGAGUGAUGCGAUCGAACAUGAUCGCAAAGUGAAGUUGGAGAUCAUGGCUGAAAGAAUCAAAACUGAUCCGGUGUCAGUAAAGAAACGGGAGGAAGAAAGGGUUAAUUACGUUCGCUUCGUCUCCCUUUUGCUGAGGGCAUGUUUGAUUGACUCCUUUCGUAUUCUGUCCUAUACGAGCGUCCUUAGAGAGAUUUUGAACAACAAUCCGCAGUUUCAAAAAACUAUCAGCGAUAAUCCAACCAUCUUUUAAAUAUUAAGAUCGUGGACUUCGAUUAACAAUAUACUAGUUGAUCGAUGAUAUCCUCUCUAUCCUGUUGCCUAUUGAGCACAAACGAUAGCUUCUAACUUCUUUACUUUAUUUUGUCUUUGGAACUGCUUCUUGGUAUAUUCCUUAUUAUUGGUUACUUAAAUCUUCUUCUGUGGUCUAUCUUUCUAAACCUCCUUUAUCUUAACUUAUAUUUUAGAUUAUUCGUAGAGUUUAAUGGUAUAAUAUAAUCAUUUUAUGAGUGUUGUAAUACAGUAGCAUGCUGACGCUUUUACUAUGGGAUGCAACGUCAUCAAAGUUUGCCUUCGCUUUUAAGAUAUAUGUGUGCCAAAUAAUCAUUGGAAUUAAAGGAUCUCAGAAGUCGUAUUAUAAUUUGUAGAAAAGUAGAUGUUAUUUUAACCAGUUAUCUAUGAUUUAUGUACUGGUAGUGUACUUAAGCACAAACUUGGUAAUGCACAACAGACGUCUGCUCUCGUCGACGUUUCCGAUAGUACUGAUAUUAGGUCAGUUUUGCCCGCUAUGAUCAUUUAGCCAACAUUGCCGCACUCUACACAGUCGAUUAUGUAAUCUGAGUGAUAUAUUAUAAAUUGUGAAGGUAACCACCGAGAAGAAUGAGAAAGAGCUUGUAUAUUGGAGAGAAAAGAAAAGAAGACUCUUGUUAUACAAGCUAAGGAAACGUCCCCGUUUUAUUUUACAUUUAACUGUAUUUUAUUACUUUUUUAUUAAUAUUCUUGAGCUUUAAGUAGAGUAAAAUCAUUUAAGGCCGUGUUCAGACUAAAAGUAUUGUCGAACAGUGAGCGAGCAAUUGUUCCAAACAUUCAAUUAAAUUUUGAUCCGAUGCUACCUACGCAUCGAGCUUGCUCAGUCUGCGACUUGAACAGGGCCUAAUUUUGUUAAGACUUGUCGUUUACGACAUAUUUAAACGCAUAAGAGCUAUGUAAAUGAGGAGCUAUGAUUCAAAAUCAAGUUUUAGAUAUUUUUAUUUUAUGUUGAGAUAGUAACAUGAGAUUCAGAUGUCUACGACCUCCUUUUUUACCUGCGCAGGUUCCCGUAACGUAGCAAUGGCUACGUGCUACGUCGUGCUACGUAAGUUUACAUUUACGAAAAAUGAAAUUCAUGUCAUUAAUUACAUAAUUCGUUCAUUAUUUCGAUUGAAAACUUAAAAAAAAUGCUUUUUGUAUUUUUUUUUUAUUUUUGGUCUUACGUAAAAUCUCAUGUUACUAUGUGCGUUUCAAAAAAGUUUUUAGCUCAAUUAGUAGUCUAGAAAUGUAGAAUUAUACACCUCCUUUCUUUUUUUCAAUUAUUUAAAUUCGGAAGUUAAUAUGGAUGUAUGGAUGGUUGUUAGAACGCCUAAACGGCUGAACGGACCUGAUGAAGUUUGACACAGAUGUAGAACACAGUCUGGGAGACCUCAAAGGCGACGAAGUCUCCUUUUAAAUCCGUGCGGACGGAGUCGCGGGCAGAACCUGUAUGUAAUAUCGGUGUUUAAAUUCUGUCAACUUCUUUAGUAGUCAUGUAUCACGUAGGAAAGACUAAAGUCUUUAGUAAUUAUUGAAUAAGAUUAUUAAAAUAAUUUCCAAAUUAAUGUUUAGAAAAUGCUUGUAGUAAGUAGAUUGUACACAAACAUUACGCUUAUUUAUU
Molecule: messenger RNA, 2835 nt
Organism: Papilio polytes (common Mormon)
Lineage: Eukaryota; Metazoa; Arthropoda; Insecta; Lepidoptera; Papilionidae
Exons: 8
Coding region: 175-1179 (334 amino acids)
Source: RefSeq, a predicted model, not a curated record